AUGUGUUCCCUCCAAAUUAUUUCCCCAGUGCGCAGAGUAGUGUACGCACACCAAGCACAAAAUUUUCCAGGACCAACACUCUACUCACUUCUCCAAACACAGCCAUCCGCAAAUAUGUUUCAGUCGUGGGCCGAUGCCGAGGACGAUAUCCCCGUGCCAGAGAUCACCACAAACGCCGACGGCACCAAGACGGUCGUCAGCUUCCGUCUCAACGCCAAGGGCCAGAAAGUGAAAAUCACCCAGAAAAUCAAAGAAGUCAAGGUCAAAGAAAGAGUGCAUCCUUCCAUAGCCGUGCGCCGAGGAUGGGCCAAGUACGGAAAGGAAAAACACACCUCUCCGGGCCCCGAUACCAGAACCACCCAACUAGGUGAAAAGGUCGAGUUGAAGUUGGCUGCUUCCUGGAAGGAGAUGGAGAAGAAGGAGGAGGACGAGAGAGCCGAGGAGAAGGCCAACUUGGUCGGUACCAAGAGACUUAAGUGUAGAAUCUGUGGUUCCGGUCUGCACUUGACCUUCCAGUGUCCAUUCAAGGACACCUUGGGAGGAGAGGCCGUGGCCGAGGCUGCCGGCGAGGCCCUGGAGUCGACCAAAUACGUUCCAGCACACUUGCGUGCGGGUGCUCCAUCCAAGGAGGAGAGAGACGACUCGUGUACGUUACGUGUGUCGCAAUUGAACACCAUGGUCAACGAGGACAUGAUCCGUGGCGAGUUGUUCGGCAAGUACGGUCCAUUGCAGAGAGUCACUCUUAUUACUCACAGAGACACAGGCGAGUCCAAGGGAUUUGCUUACGUGACCUUCCACAGCGAGUCGAUGGCCGAGCGUGCUUUGAACGAGUUGAACGGCAAGGGUUUCUACUCGUUGAUUUUGAGAUUGGAGUGGUCGAAAAAGAAGAAGACCUAG
Molecule: messenger RNA, 897 nt
Organism: Australozyma saopauloensis
Lineage: Eukaryota; Fungi; Ascomycota; Pichiomycetes; Serinales; Metschnikowiaceae
Gene: TIF35
Product: translation initiation factor eIF3 subunit g
Exons: 1
Coding region: 1-897 (298 amino acids)
Cellular component (GO): eukaryotic translation initiation factor 3 complex; cytoplasm
Molecular function (GO): translation initiation factor activity; RNA binding
Source: RefSeq, a predicted model, not a curated record